AUGGCGCCCAGCCGUAAUGAUAUGAUCCUGAAGCCCCACUUCCACAAGAACUGGCAGCGGCGCGUGGCCACGUGGUUCAACCAGCCGGCGAGCAAGAUCCGCAGGAAGACCUCAGCCCCCAAGAAAGGAGACAGCUCUGCUGCAAAGCUCAAAUGGGCCACCCAGCUGACCGGACCAGUCAUGCCCAUACGGAACAUCUACAAGAAGGAGAAGGCCAGAGUCAUCACAGAGGAGGAGAAGAACUUCAAAGUCUUCGCCAGUCUCUGCAUAGCCCGCACCGAUGCCCGGCACUUUGGCAUCUGGGCAAAAAGGGCCAAGGAAGCUGCAGAACAGGAUGUUGAAAAGAAAAAAUAA
Molecule: messenger RNA, 354 nt
Organism: Globicephala melas (long-finned pilot whale)
Lineage: Eukaryota; Metazoa; Chordata; Mammalia; Artiodactyla; Delphinidae
Source: RefSeq, a predicted model, not a curated record